Vespa crabro (European hornet) is the source of this 5631-nucleotide messenger RNA. RefSeq names its product protein NDRG3 (gene MESK2). The record is from RefSeq and is a predicted model, not a curated record. NCBI's taxonomy places the organism in Eukaryota, Metazoa, Arthropoda, Insecta, Hymenoptera, Vespidae. Gene Ontology annotation, cellular component: cytoplasm. The transcript is spliced from 10 exons. Gene Ontology annotation, biological process: signal transduction. The coding region runs from base 554 to 1987 and encodes 477 amino acids.
GUGCGAUCGAGCCAAUAGUGAUCGUGCGGUGCUUACGGGAACACGUUUCGGCUCGUCGGUCUCGUUCGCGGUACGUUCUCUGAUACGUGAAAACAUAAAGCAAGGAAGAAAGAGAGAGAGAGAGAGAGAGAGAGAGAGAGAGAGAAAGAAAGAGAAUAAGAGAGAAGUAGUACAAAGGGAAUCUCCAUCUUUGUCUGUUGGUCGGUAGUCGUCAAGGUCGAACGGAAGGGAAAUCCGAGAGGAGAAGGAGAAACUCUCUUGGUCAUCGUUAUCUUCAUCAUCGCCGUCGUUAUUAUCGUUGACUACACUAUCUCUUCAUUUGAUCACUACCUAUUUGAAGGAACUCAAGGAAAGCUGCAACUCUUCUUCGGCAACAGCAGGAUUCAGGGGCGAGAAGCGCGCAGGACGAGAGGAGAGAAGUGGAGACGAAAGAAACAUAGCGGAGGGGAGGGGAGGGACACGAAACAACUCUUCGAAGAAGACGUCGCGAGCUUAGUGGCUCGUUUUUCGAAGGAGACGUUGUCAUCGUGGGUGAGGAGAGGCGAGGAACGCCAUGCCGGCAGGUAUUGGCGCUUCGUACAGGUCGUUAGGCGACCUGGGCGAAGACGUUUACAAAAGCACAACGAUCGUCGACCAGACCCAAAGCACCGGUCAAAGUGUACUCGAAAGUGUCAAGAAGGCUUUCAGCUUCGCUUCGCCAAAGGUGGAGAUCAGGAAGAAGGAUCCAUUGAUCGAGGAUCGACGAGAGAGCGUCUCGAUCGUAUCAAGGGACAGAAACAAGAUGCCGACCGCCGCUACCGCCGAGAAAACUGCACUAUUGGGCACGAUGCCUUCGUGCAUGCGAGAUAGUAUGGACGAUAUCGAGCUGAAGAAUAUUCAGCUACAAUUUCCGGCUCUGAGGUAUUUGUCGAGAGACGAUAGCUCUGUACGAGAAGAAAGAGUAGAAACCGAUAAAGGUAGUCUGCUUGUUGCCGUACAAGGAAACCAGACAAAACCAGCGAUCCUCACCUACCACGAUUUAGGCCUUAAUUAUAUCUCGAGCUUCCAAGCUUUCUUCAAUUACAUCGAUAUGCGCGUUCUCCUCGAAAAUUUUUGCGUCUAUCAUGUUAACGCACCUGGUCAAGAGGAAAAUGCACCGGCGCUUCAGGAGGAUUAUGUUUAUCCAUCCAUGGAAGAGUUAGCAGAACAAUUGCUCUUUGUCCUUGGCCAUUUCGGUUUGAGAUCUGUCAUUGGUUUUGGGGUUGGUGCGGGAGCCAAUAUAUUGGCUAGAUUUGCACUUGCACAUCCAGAUAAGGUCAAUGCACUGUGCUUGAUCAAUUGCGUAUCUACGCAAGCAGGAUGGAUCGAAUGGGGUUAUCAAAAGCUCAACGUACGUCAUCUGAGGUCACAGGGAAUGACGCAGAGCGUCCUUGAUUAUCUCAUGUGGCAUCAUUUUGGCAGGGGUACAGAAGAAAGAAACCACGACCUCGUUCAAGUCUACAAGAAUUAUUUCGAACAUCGCGUGAACCCAAUAAAUCUAGCAUUAUUCAUCGACAGUUACGUGCGACGUACUGAUUUGAAUAUCACCAGAGAACUGGAUCCUACGCGCAAGAAGGAAGGUCUAACGCUUAGCGUACCAGUAAUGAACAUCACGGGUGCUCUGAGUCCGCACGUGGACGACACGGUUACGUUAAAUGGGCGGUUAGAUCCAACGAACAGCACCUGGAUGAAGAUCUCUGAUUGCGGUAUGGUCCUCGAGGAACAACCGGGCAAAGUAAGCGAGGCCUUUCGACUGUUUCUUCAAGGCGAAGGAUAUGCGGUGAGAUCCUCGCGGAAGCCCAUGACGCCGACAACACCCGAAGUGGCCCCACUUUCGCCAUUGAAGAUGGCCGACUAUAGAUUGGCCUCUCUCGAAGGACUGAAUCAUGUUUGCAGCAAGAAAAUCGAUUGGCCUACAGCAACUAUACACAUCACCGAGAAUCCCAUAUCAGAAGCAGUGGUUUGCUAAAUGUUUCUCGAUGAACCACAACCACCUCCGUUAAUUUCUUUUUAAAUAAUAAAAACUACCUAAUCGACGAUAGAUCAAACAACACGAUGACGAUAAAUAACUUCAAGGUUUCGUCGGAACAACGAUCGUCGUGGCAUUCGUUUUAAUUUCUUUUCGAGGUGGUACCGUAACAUAUUAUUUUCGACUGCGAUUUCAGUUUAGUUCGAUUCUAUUGUAUCUUUUUUUUUGCUUUCGACUUUUUUAUUCUUAUAAUUAAUUUUCACCAUUUUUAUCUUAAACAAAAGUUAGUCGAUAUAACUAUUAUGCGACGCUGCGUUGUUAUUUUACAAAAUGAAGAAAGAAGUAAAAAAGAUAAAAAGAAAGAGAGAGAGAGAGAGAGAGAGAGAGAGAGAAGAGAGAAAGAUAGAAAAAGAGAAAAAUUUAUUAUCGAGUAAUUUCCAAAUGUUACAUUUUUAAAAAGUGACUGAUCACAAAUUUUCUAAUGUUAAGAGGGCGAAACAAAUAACUAAUUAAAAAGUUAACGAGUUCGUAUAAUUUUAAAAUCGAUGUUGAAUAUUUUAAAAGUGAUUUUAAACAAUGAACAUUUUUAUUAUUAAAAUUUUAAGACGUUGUUACGACGCCUUUAAGAAAGGAAGAAAACACAUACACACACCAUACUUCUACGAUAAUUCGACGACGCCCAUUGUCGACGUGAACAAAACUAACAGCGACGACAAUAUCGUAAGGGAGCGAGAUUUUAAAAAAAAAAGUCAAGUCAAUCAGUAAAAACUAUCAUCGAAUGAAUGUUCAUGAAUAAUCGCGGAUAAGAUAAUUUUUUCGUAAAAUUACGAGCACACAACGAAUUCGCGACUUUUACACCGAGACAAAUUUUACAAACCGUUUAAGGAAGAUUAAACGGUAUUACUUAGCAAUUUCUUUAUAAAUUAUGCCGACAUUUAUGAACGGUAUGAAAUUUAUGCAGAUACAUAAGAAACAAGAACUCGCAAUACGAUAUUAUUUCAUUCACAAGUACUAUUAAUAAAUACACAAAAACAUAUAUACAUACAGACAUACCUAUAUACAUACACACAAACAAACAAACAAACACACACACACACACACAUUAUAUAUACGAAAAUACAUACAUGUGUAAAAAGAAAUCAAAAUAAUGAAAAGAAAAGAAGAAAUAAUACGGUGGUACUGUACAGAAAAAAAGAACAAAUCGCGCUUUCCCGAGACUGAAAUCCAUCAACAACCAUGUCUAUCGAUUUUUUUCGAAGCAAGAAACGAUCGAUAAAUCGUUUCAACAAUAGAAAUGAAGAUAUAGUACCCAAAAGCGUGAAGUUUCGUCGUUGGUAGUAAAAAAUUUCAGAUGAUAUUACGGAGAAAUAAUAAAAAAAAUGAUGGAUGCUGCUAAUUAGCUGCCUCAAAGUGUCCUCGGAGAGAGUUCGUUCGCUAUAUUACUCGUCGUCCAUUGGCCUAAGGAUGAAAUCGAAAGAUCUAAGAAACAAGUCGAUCGAUCGUACAAUCGACUCUUCUUUCGUCGAAUUUUCGUCGGACUUUUCGCGAUUUAGGUGCUGAUAAGAAGGACAAAUUCUUCGCGUUAUACAGAAAAAUUCUUUUGUGAACGGAUUGGUGUAGAAUUUGUGUUACUGUCCGUUCUAGAAAAAGAUUUUCCAUCGAUCCUUUUUCCCUGCCAUAAAAGGGCAUUAUGGAAAGAGAGAGCGAGAGAGAGAGAGAGAGAGAGAGAGAGAGAGAGAGAGAGAGAGAGAGAGAGAGAGAGAAAACGCCUAUACACGUGUUUACGUUUGUGCACCGUUUUCGCACCAUUUUAUUAUUUUAUUUUAAAGCGCAUAUGGAAUAAAUACAUAUAGAGGAAAAAAAUGACGAUGAAUGAUGUGCGUUUGAGUGCGAGGAUGUACGUAUAGAAAGAAAAAUCAUAGUAGAAGAGUAUAUUUGAUAGAUAGUCGUUAAAGGAAAAUAAUAAGUCAAAAAGAUCUGGUUUGGUACAUUCGCAUGGUUAUAUUAUACCUGGCUUUUUCAAGCCUCUAGCGUGAUAUGAUAAGACGUGCCUGCUACAUGAUGUUGUACUACGUAGCUUUCGAAAGUUCCACUCCGCCUUUAGUUUUGUAUGUGAUGAAAUUCCUUCCGAUUUUCUCUGUAUUAAAUUUUCUCGUAUCUUUGUGCGUUCACCUUUGUGAUAGGUGAAGAUAAGAACGAGCCAUUGCUUCUCGUGCAGCGUGUCACGUUUAAUCGGACGAUCGUAUUGUGUGUAUAUAUAUAUAUAUAUAUAUAUAUAUUUCUUUCGUUUUCGUAACGACAAAUUGUUAAAGCACAAAGGGACGAGAAAAUUAUAAAAAUACUAAAAAGAUUUCGAGGAUAAGACUUAGUCGCUCCACGUAGACGAGAAAGUUUAUAAUGAGAAACCGGAUAUAUGUAUGUAUAAUAGAUGUAUGUAUAUCUAUGACGCGUUGUUUAGACUGUCGCGAAAAAAAUAGUAUACAGCUUAAUAUUAGAGAAGUUCGUGGCUCGAUUUGCGAGAAUUGAAAAGGAUACGCAUUAAAAAAAUUGCUGACGUGAGCUCUAAGUAAGUAAGAAUAACGUAGCCUCUAAGAACUACCGAUACACCGCCAAUAAUAUACGUAUAUACCCUACGUUCCCGUAUUAUUUCUCACUCUUCGUUAUCAAACAUUCAAGCCGACUGUUAGAUUAAUUGCGUAAUAGAACGGAUCAUUCGAAAUUACGAUUAGACUAUCGAUAUAUAUAUAUAUAUAUAUAUAUAUAUAUAUAUAUAUAUACAUAUAUAUAUAUAUAUAUAUAUAUAUAUAUAUAUAUAUAUAUAUAUAUAUAUAUGAAUACCUGCAUUCGAUUAAACAUAUCGACGAAGGAGAAUUCGGCGAACGCUGCUUUUUAAAUUUUCGAUCGUCGGUCCGAUCUCUUAAUGAUACGGUUCUUCGUCAAGAAAAUCUUCUCGAAGUGCAUAUCAGUAAUGUAUGUAUAACAAAAUUGGAAAUGAUAUCUCGUAGAUAAAACGAAACGAAACGAAACGAAACGAAAAGAAAAAUUGAAAAAAAAGAAAAACGCAAAAGAAAAGUGAAAAAAAUUUCCUUCGUGGAUCAAUGAGUACUCAUUUUUUGCAUACGUCACGACAAAUCGUAUUUUACUAUAUUAAUUUCUUUCAUAUUACGAGAUUUUAUCUCAUAUUAUACGAUUAAACGAUCCGGAUUUAAAAAAGGACCGAAAAUAAAAUAUAUAUAACGUCUUUUCAUGGGAUCGAUCGUUUUCAUCCAUUGAUACGAUCUUACGCGAGAUCAUUCAAUGCGCGACGAGAUUAAAUAUUUUAUGUUUCCUUUCUUUCUUUCUCUUUCGUUUUCUUUUUUCUUUUUUCUUUAUUUCUUUUAUUUCAGUUGAUUUGUCACACUUACAAUGCAUUUGUUUUUCUUUUUUUUUUUCGCGCUGUACUCUAUCGUAGCGCGAAGCAUAUUGAGUUCGUGACGUUAAUGACUCAAGAGUAAAUGAAAUAUAGUAAGUACAGUAAGAGCGAACUAUACGUAUUGUUAGACGCGGAGCUUGAAUACAUAUAAAAUACGUUAUAAUGAUUAAAGGACACGUGCGCACUGAACAAAUACAUCUUGUUAUUUAUAAUAAACGAAUUCGAAAGCAAA